CAGCUGGGGCUCUGGGGCAUCGACUACUUCGACCUCUUCCUCAUCCACUUCCCUGUCGCCCUUCAGGAUGUCGCCAUCAAAGACAAGUACCCCCCUGAGUGGUGGGGUCUUGACGGCAAUGUUCAUCCUACAAAUAUCCCCAUUCGUGAAACCUGGGAGGGUAUGGAGGAAAUCUGCGAGCUAGGUCACGCCAAGAACAUCGGUGUCUCUAACUUCCAGGGCUCUAUCCUAAUUGACGUCCUGCGCUAUGCGCGCAUCCCGCCCGUCGUCAAUCAGGUCGAGCUUCACCCGUACCUCUCCCAGAAGAAGCUUGUCGCUCUCUGCAAGGAGCUUGGCGUCGCCGUUACUGCCUACUCUUCUCUUGGUCCGCAGGGCUACUAUGAGCUCGGAGUUGACACUGGCCAUCCCAGCUUGCUCAAGCACGAUGUUGUCACCUCGAUUGCGCAAGCCUCCGGGAAGACUCCAGCUCAGGUGAUCCUCCGCUGGGCCGUCCAGCAGGGUAUAGCUGUCAUCCCCAAGUCUAACAGCCACGAACGCCUAGUCAGCAACCUCGAGGUCACCUCCUUCGACCUCACUCCCGAGCAGGUGCAGCAGAUUGACGGCCUUAACAUCAACCUUCGCCUUAACGAUCCCCAGGACAUCCACCCUGGCCUUGGCGUCUUCGCAUAA
This is a messenger RNA of Phanerochaete carnosa HHB-10118-sp, 669 nucleotides long. RefSeq lists its product as uncharacterized. Lineage: Eukaryota; Fungi; Basidiomycota; Agaricomycetes; Polyporales; Phanerochaetaceae. The annotation marks the transcript as partial. The record is from RefSeq and is a predicted model, not a curated record. The transcript is spliced from 4 exons. Gene Ontology annotation, molecular function: oxidoreductase activity.